Zerene cesonia (dogface butterfly) is the source of this 2617-nucleotide messenger RNA. RefSeq lists its product as uncharacterized. The transcript is spliced from 4 exons. Bases 74 to 2593 code for a protein of 839 amino acids. The record is from RefSeq and is a predicted model, not a curated record. NCBI's taxonomy places the organism in Eukaryota, Metazoa, Arthropoda, Insecta, Lepidoptera, Pieridae. Gene Ontology annotation, molecular function: DNA binding.
GUUGGGGCAUGGGCGUUUCAGUUAGAGAAGCGGUACGCGAACUUUGCAACGCAGUUGGUUGGAACCAUAAGAGAUGACAUUCUAUGUUGUUCAAUUCUUGGAGCUGCCAUAUGAAGGAAUUAAUAAUUAUGUAUGCGUACCACACACUUGGGUAAUAUUAGGAAAAGUGCAAGAUGAGAAAGCUGUUAUUGCCUACCCUGCAGACGAAGAUCCUUCUCUUACAAGAGAUCGUGUAAAAAAAAAGGAAAGAUACAAUGAUGAGUGGAGAUUUUACAUGGCCAAAGUCAAAUAUCAGUCAGCUAAUUACCAAAUUGCAGAAAAUUGGAUAACUACCAGAAUUAAAUAUGAAUCUCGAUCAUUAAGAAUAAUUGCAAAUAAUUUAUUUGCAAUAGAAAUAGGAAAAAUACCCGAUACGCAGGGAGAAUCUACGUUGAACAUGAAUUCAGGGAGUGUUGCUCAAGGUCACUCGUCGACCUUUUAUAAUCCUCGGAAACAUCUGUUGAAAGAGCCAAUUAAGCGACCAGCGCUACCAGAACUUAAUCAACAAUCUAAUGGAAAACAGUUAAAAUUGAAUAGAUCUGCUCCGUCAUCUAGCACUUCGGUUACUGCCUCUAAGCCUGCCUCAGAGUCAAAAAAGGACCAGCCAACCAGUAUUCAAGUAAACCAACCUAUGAAACUCAUUCAGACUCAAGAAGCUGCUGCCGUUUCCAAGGGUACUGAACAAAGCAAAAAAGCUCUCAGUUUAAUUGUAAAAGACGUAAAUGAAACUCUAGAAGUUAUAGAAAUUAAUAACAGUUAUAACACACAAGCUCUCGAAACGACAAAUAAAAACAAUAGCAAGGCUGCCUCAGCGUCAGCCGAAAUACCUUCAACUUCAAACGAACGCACCUCUAAGCCGAAUCUGUAUAAUAAUCAAGAGCAUCAUUCAGACAGUGAAAGUUUACAAGCGAACUUCAGACCACAGAUAGUAAAUGUUCGAUCUCUGGCUAAUAUUCAUAACGAUGAUGAAGUUUGCGUUCUUGAUGUUUCAGACGAAACAGAAAGUACCACUAAUAAGGUACUAAAUCCGUCAAAUUCAAUGGACCAAAGCGGAUCUUCAUCAGCACAUUCAGUACAAUUAUCUGAGUAUACAGAUGAGGUGAACGCGAUCUCUCAAUCCCCUUCUCAAAAUCAUCAUCAUCUCGAAAGAAAUGCUAAUAGGGCAAGCAAAACCCAAUUGGCUUUAAAAAAUGCUUCAAAUUCAUCUGAAAUUCCAUCUGACGUACAAAUAUUAUCAAAUCCAUUAAAGCCGUUGCAUCAUAUUUCCAAAUUUCCACAACAGAGACCGUCGCCACCAAAUCAUCUAGACUCACAACGGAAACCGAAGAUAGCCAGAAUACCUAACAGAGUCUCGACCGAGCUACAAAAUGCAAGGAAAGCUACAAAAGUCAAAAAAGGAGAGCUGUCUUCUAUUCUGCCAAAUUUACUGAUAUCAGUACAACAAACGCUAUCAGCUACUAAUAAACACCUUCAAAAGCAACAACAAGUUCAAGCAAAACUGAAUGAACAAUCGACUGAAUAUAACAAUAGGGGUUUAAUAUCGAGUGUAAAAAAUAUCACUGGAUCAGUAACCAGCAAUAUAGAUCUAAACGUAACAGACAAUAAAGGUAAAAAAUGCGAGAGCGUGGUAGAACCUUUGUCGUCGUAUGUAACUUCGGAUUCCGAUGUAGUUACGGAUGAAGAAAUUUCAGAUGACAAAUUAUCUACAGACAGAGUACCUUUUGAGAGAAUUAAUGACAAUACUAGCACUGGUACCUCUUUUGCGAGCAGUUCUGCACAUACGUCAACAGCUGCUCAAAACGAUACAUCUCAUGCCAGAUCUAUUUUAGAGCUGAAAAUGUUGGAUCAUUUUGCUGAUAUGUACAAUACUUUACGGAGUUCUUUUCACGAAACAGCCCAGAUAUUUAAAAAGUUACUGGAUGCUGUCGAACAAUUUAACUCAGCGCAAAAUUCUGCAAGCAACGAAUCUUUUUCGAUUAGCCUGACACCAGAAGUCCGACAAUCUCCUGAUGAAAGACAUACUGAAGUGUCUGCAAGUAAUAUUUCCAUUAUGCAUGCAUGCAUCCAAGAUCAAAAAAGUAAUGACGAUGCAAACACACCACUGGAAAUAAACCACAAUUCACGGCGUUUUGUUCUACCACCGGAAUACGAUCGUAAUGAUACAAAAUGGACAUUGAAGUACAAAACACAUCGACCAGGGCUCGUAGAACUUGUGCCUCAGAGUGGUGUUUACGUCAGGUAUGAAGAUCUCAAAUACUGCUUGGAAGUAUCAAAGGACUGCAAAUCAUUAGCAAGACGAUUAUUAACAAUCGUAUUCAGAAGAAACGCCCUUAGUGUUUGUUUAUCAAUGACUGAAAGAAUGCAGGUUUCUAACAAUAUUGGUUCUAAUGCAAGGCCAGAAUUAGAUGAUCAUGCGUGUACGGUACUCUUAAAUUUCGUUCUAGAGCACGGAAUUCAACGUGGUUGGAAUACUGACUUAAACCCUAUACUCAGUAUGAUACAUAGUAAAAUUCGAGAAGUUCGGUUUAGAUACGGUGUCAUGGUUCAAUGCUAGUUACGAUGAUAUGUUUGUCAUAUG